AUGCUCCGCGCGGUCGUGACAGCUGCUGCGACGCGCGAGUGCGCUGCUGUCGGCGGCAUGCACGUCCAGAGCGUGCGGUGGAUGGGCCGUGGCCCGACGAUCCAAGGCAAGAAAACUGCCACGGACGCGAAACGCACGGCCACCAACGCGAAACUCGCCCGCGAGAUUAUGGUCAUUUCUAAAUCGGUGGCAGGAGACGUGAACAAUGUCAGGCUUCUGGCUGCAGUAAACAAAGCAAAAGCGGUCAACAUGCCGAAAGAAAAGAUCGAGGCGGCGAUUAAGCGUGGCGUCGAGGGCAAAGACGGCAGCAACGCUGAGGCAGUACUGUACGAAGCUUCGGGUCCCGCUGGGAGCGCGCUGAUGAUCGAGACGCUCACAGACAACAAGCGCAGGACAGCACCUGCACUGCGCCACAUUUUGAGCAAAUUUGGCGGUGUGUUGGGCACUAAUGGCUCUGUGUCGUGGAUGUUUGAGCGCAAGGGCUACCUCGAGAUUGAGCUGCCGGUGGCGACUAGUGACAAGCCGGAGAUUGACGAAGAUAUUCUCAUGGAGAUCGCGCUUGACGCAGGAGCGGACGACGUCGAGAUGCGUGAGGGCCUGGCACAAGUCACGUGCGGUCCCAGUGGCUUAGCUUCUGUGCGCGACGGUUUCGCCAAGGCCGGACUUGAGCCGACUAUCUGUGAGCUCGUGUACAAUCCGAAGGAGUUCUUGGAUCUGGAAACUGAGCAUCGGGAGACCUUCGACAAGCUCGUUGACGCUCUCAGCGAAGACGACGACGUAAGCCAAAUACACCACAACAUCAACGAGUGA
Messenger RNA from Hyaloperonospora brassicae, 810 nucleotides. The record is from the annotation of a GenBank genome assembly. Lineage: Eukaryota; Oomycota; Peronosporomycetes; Peronosporales; Peronosporaceae.